AGAGGCGUCACUGCGUUACGACGUGGCGGCGAGAGUUGCGUCUCCGACCGUCACCUCUCACAGUCUACGUCACGUCCACAACAAUAACAGCUGAGAUGUGGUAACGUGACGUGACGCGUGGUGUUGUGUGACCUUAAUUUCAUCAGGCUUGGCGUACACUGCAGCCAGGAAUGUAACGUUAUCAAGCACCUCGCGGUUUUAACUUUGCAGGCCUAAAUAACAAGACGAGUAACGAUAAUGUAACAUAAGUCCUUCGUUGUCACUUACGUUAACAAGACGCAAUGCUUUGGACAAAAAGAGAGUCACCUUGGAUCUUAGCUGUCACAUAUGUUUCAUUGGUUAUAUGUUGUGCCUUUAAGCUUAGUAGUGCGCUAAAGCAAACAAAUGCUCAAAUUAAGGAAAAGAUUACAAGCACUGAACUCUUAGCAGAUAAUAAUGAUGGAACUUUGUUGGUAUCAACACUUGAUGGUGCUCUUCAUGCCAUUUCCAAAUCUUCCGGAGCUCUCAAAUGGACACUCAAAGAUGAUCCAGUCAUUAUUAAUCCAACUGAUUCUUCACAGCCACCAUUACCAAAAUUCUUUCCCAAUCCCCAAGAUGGGUCUCUGUACCGUUACACAUUAGGCCGUAAUCGUGAACCACUGAAGAAACUUCCAUUUACUAUUCCGCAGCUUGUGGCCAACUCUCCAUGUCGUUCUAGUGAUGGCAUUUUUUAUCUUGGAAAAAAAACUGACUCGUGGGUUGGUGUUGACUCGAUCACCGGUGAGAAACAGCUGGUACUGGGUGUUGACAUUGUGGAUCGUAAGUGUCCUAAGCCUUCACGAAAUACCGUGUACUUCGGUCGCACUGUAUACAAUAUAAUUCUUUAUGAGGCAUCAACUACUAACAAGUGGAACAUCAGUUUCUCAGAAUAUGCUACAAGCACUUCAUCCUCAACUGUUGAAAAUUAUGACUUGGUGCACUACACGUCAACGGGUGAAGGCUCUAUACUUACAAUAGACCAGCGGACAGGGUCAUUACUCUGGACGCUGGAGCUUGAAUCACCACUUGUAGCUAUGUAUCUUCUCAGUCCUGAAGGUGGACUAUUAGCAGUUCCCAUGACAACUGUAGCACCCCAGACCCUGGCUCACUUUACAGAAGAAUUUAUGCAUCUCACACAUGAGUAUGCUGAUGGUUCUGAUGGUCUGCUUAUUAAAAAACUGAGCCCGACAAUUUACAUUGGAGAGUGUAGUUCAGGAGUGUAUGCUGUUCCUGCCCUGGUUGAUGCUAACACGGCCACCAUCUCACAUAGAGGCUCACAGUUGUUACUGGAAGGGCCGCCUGGAUCUCGUGGAACUCUUGGUUCUCGUCAUUCUAAGAGUGCUAGCGAUGCAGAUGAAGAAAAGAAGACCGAUGUUCUCCUGCUUGGUUACUAUGAGAUACCCGAGAAUGUGAAAUCUGACUUGGUCAAAGCAAGCCCAGAAGACGUGGCCAAGAUCACCGAUUAUGUUUUACCUCUUGGAAUCACACACGAAAAAAAUAACACCCAGCCAGCUCGAUCUCAAGAAGAUGUUAGGAGUGAAAUGGAGGAUACUUAUGCCCUUGUUUUAGAUGGGUUGGAUCAAAUGAAAAGGAUGAAUGUAAGUUUUGUAACUUCAGGGAAAGUAUUAAGGUGGUGGAGAGAAGUAUGUCACAUGGUGUGGCUGUGGCUCAUCUCUGAUACUGUCAACCUACUGAUUGUUAUCCUUCUCUUUGGAUUUGGAGUAAUUGUCCGUCUUCUUUACAAGCAAGCUCAAGAUUAUGCCAGGCUUACACAAGAGAUGUCUUCUCGACGCCCCUGGUCGCAGGGAUCCAACAACUCUGGAGGCUCAUCAGGUAACAUCACAGCUGUGGCAGAGGAGCUGGACAAUGGAACUGUUAGUGUGGGCAAAAUAAUAUUUGAUCCACAGCAGUUACUUGGCAAAGGCUGCGAUGGCACAUUUGUGUUCAGAGGCACAUUUGAUGGUCGUAGUGUGGCAGUCAAGCGAGUGCUUCCAGAUUGUUUCUCCAUCGCUGACCGUGAAGUGGAUCUCCUUCGGGAAAGUGAUCAGCAUCCACACGUUAUUAGAUAUUUUUGCACUGAACAGUGUCGACAGUUUCGUUAUAUUGCGUUGGAACUAUGCAGUGCCACCCUGGAGGACUUCAUUCAGGACAGGUUUAAGGCAAAUAUAAGCAUUCUUAGUGUCCUGCAACAAGCUACUUCUGGUUUGCAACAUCUUCACACCCUUGAUAUUGUGCACCGAGACAUAAAGCCUCACAAUGUACUACUAUCUCUACCAAACUCUCGAGGCCAAGUUCGAGCUAUGAUAUCUGAUUUUGGUCUCUGUAAAAGACUGGAAAGUGGACGGAUGUCAUUCUCACGGCGAUCGGGUGUCACUGGAACAGAAGGCUGGAUUGCCCCUGAAAUGAUGCUGAAUACAUCUAGACCGACAUGCAAAAUUGAUAUAUUUUCACUUGGCUGUGUGUACUACUAUAUGCUAACUAAAGGGAAGCAUCCUUUUGGAACAGUUCUGGAUCGACAGUCUAACAUCAUAUCGGGAAAUUUUAGACUUGAUGAUUUACAUGAAGAAAAGGAUAUUAGCUGCAGAAUUCUGAUUGAGAAAAUGGUGAGCAGUAAGCCUUCAGAACGCCCACCUACAUCAGCUGUUCUUAAACAUCCUUUUUACUGGAGCCCUGAAAAAGUUCUUGGCUUCUUUCAGGAUGUUAGCGAUCGUGUUGAGAAAGAAGGUGGAGACAGUAUGGUUGUAAUGAACCUAGAGCGAGGUGGUGUUGAUAUUGUGCGUAGGGACUGGAGACAACACAUGCAUCCUACCGUAGCAGAAGACCUCCGUAGAUUUAGAGACUACAAGGGUCGUUCUGUUAGAGACUUGCUUCGUGCUCUCAGAAAUAAGAGGAAUCAUUACCGGGAGCUUAAAGAAGAAGCUCGAUUAGUCUUUGGUCGCAUCCCAGACGAGUUCGUUGCAUAUUGGACUGAUCGCUUUCCAAAACUUCUGCUUCACACAUGGUAUGCUAUACACUGUGUCAAGACUGAGCCAAUCUUCAGCAAAUACUAUGAUGAGCACUACAAUUUCUGUCAGGAUUUUUUGUAUGAAAAUUAUACAUUUGCUCCUAACAAUCCAUACCGGGUAGGAACUCUUGGCUCUCGACCCGGAACUCUCCUUGAGGCCCAAGAAAACACUCCAUAUUAUAUAUUGGAUUCGAUGUUACAACAAGGACACGUACAGAAUUCCAAAAACUCAAAUAUAAGGGACAAUCAAGAGGAAAAUACUCCUCUUUGGGUUUUGCGGAAGCCGUCUAAUAUGUUUGAACCCCAGUAUAAACAGCCAGAGACAAGAAAUACUGAUGGCUUUUGGAGAUCAGCAGAUAAAACAGAUUUGAAAUCAGUGCAAAAGAAAACUAAAAUCGAACCAACUGUGAAAGGUGAAUUAAGACCACUGUGCACAGAAAUUCCAACAAAAGAACAAAUUUAUCCAGGUAAUAAUGAGAAAUUGUUUAAACAAGUUCCUGAAUGCUCAAACCCAAAUUAUGCCAGAAACACAGAAAAUGAUAAUUGUGAGUCUAAUAACAAGGUAAACCCUACCCUUGGUCAUGCAUAUGCAAAAGUGGAUCACACCACAGGUAGAAGUAAUGAUGUAUAUGAGAAUGCUCAAACUGAACCACCAGAGAUGCGGAGAGAUGCAUCACAACUGCGUUUCAGGGCUGUAUGGACAACCCCUCAGGAAGCACCAUGUGAACCAGAAAAGCAAAUCAAAAUUAUUACAGGUGUUGGAAAAAAGAAAAAGACCAAAAAUAUUUCAGUUGGUAAACUAUAAUUUGUAUUUUGAACAAAGAGAAGCAUAUGCAGUGAUCUGUCCCAAAAUAAGCAGUGGGAAUUGGCUAGUGCUUCAGAUACUUACAUUAAAGAACAAAUUAGUUUUAUAUUUGUUUUAAAUAAAUCAGUUUUAAAUAACUGAUGCAGUCGUUAGAAAAAUUAAUUAUAUAAUGUGUGUGUGUAUGUAUGUGUGACACCACAAGCGUAGCUCUCAUCCUGUAACUACACUUAAGUAAUUACACUUCGGUAAUUACACACACACACACACACACACAUACAUACAUACAUACAUACAUACAUACACACAGUAGUACCUUCGUUUACAGUUCUAAUCCGAUCCCAGAAAUGCGUCGUCCACCAAAAAAUUAUAAAUCAAAACAAAUUUUUCCACAAGAAAUAACAUAAAUUGGAUUAAUCUAUUCCACACACCCAAAAAUGUUAACUUAAAAAUAAAUUUUAUACCGAAUACCACUCAUAUUUUGUACUCCAGUACAGUACAUCUUACCUCUAUUGAGGACUCAUGUUGGCAUAUGGAAGACGGUGAGGAGGGGGGAAGAGGAGGAGAGGUAAUAGUGUUUGGAAGGGAAGUCCCCAUUCAUAUUAACAUGAGGCAGUGAUGACAUUUCUGGGGUACAC
Molecule: messenger RNA, 4462 nt
Organism: Procambarus clarkii (red swamp crayfish)
Lineage: Eukaryota; Metazoa; Arthropoda; Malacostraca; Decapoda; Cambaridae
Gene: Ire1
Product: serine/threonine-protein kinase/endoribonuclease Ire1
Biological process (GO): intrinsic apoptotic signaling pathway in response to endoplasmic reticulum stress; IRE1-mediated unfolded protein response; protein phosphorylation
Cellular component (GO): IRE1-TRAF2-ASK1 complex
Molecular function (GO): protein serine/threonine kinase activity; ATP binding; RNA endonuclease activity
Source: RefSeq, a predicted model, not a curated record